Messenger RNA from Halichondria panicea, 3152 nucleotides. RefSeq names its product mucin-2-like. Lineage: Eukaryota; Metazoa; Porifera; Demospongiae; Suberitida; Halichondriidae. The coding region runs from base 494 to 2995 and encodes 833 amino acids. Gene Ontology annotation, biological process: ephrin receptor signaling pathway; axon guidance; protein phosphorylation. The transcript is spliced from 8 exons. The record is from RefSeq and is a predicted model, not a curated record. Gene Ontology annotation, cellular component: dendrite; plasma membrane. Gene Ontology annotation, molecular function: transmembrane-ephrin receptor activity; protein binding.
CUUAUAUAGGACGUGUAUUGUGUGAAUGAGAACAUACUUCUCCUCUGGCACUAGACAUUUCUAUGAAGAGGAAAAGGAAAUACUUUGUAGGAAAUACUGUGCAGAAUCUAUUCUUACCAGAGACUAUUCCUUCAAAACUAUUACUUUUAUGGGUGAGCUAUAUUAAAUCUACCCUUCGUGGUAACUAUGUCUCCGUUCUUAAAUGACGGGAUUAGGGAAUUGUAAAUUAGUGCCAAUUGAAUCAACAAAGUGUUGUGUUCCAACUGACAGCAAGUUAACUGGUUUCAUCUGCUGCCAUAUUUGACAGUGUGUGCUACUACACCCACACAGGAAACUUGAGGUAAUAUAAGAAGCCAAUCACCUCAAUUAAACCACAACAACUGGACUUGGUGCAUGCAUGAAGUUACUGUUGGUAUAAUAAACAAGAUUUGCAUAGAACUAUAGUAUUAUCAGCUGAUUCUAUUACAGUAAUACUAUACAGUAAUAGUAACUGAUGAAUUUGUGGAUUCUUGCUGUUGCUGCUGCUCUGGUGGUGCAAGUGUCUGCACUGGUUCCAACAUGUCAACCACCAGUUAUCCAUGGUUACUGCAUUAACAGCCAGGGUGUUGACAACUGUGCACCAAAGGAUCGACUAAUCACCUCGUCGACUGACCAAUGUCACACCAGUUUCCGAUUUUCACCUGAUCACGUUCUUCCCCCGGAGUGGGAGCUGAUGUUUGACUCUUAUGACUACGAGAGCUUGGUGGGGCCAGUGUUCCUCAGCAGAGAGUUUGACAAUGAUGAAGCUGUGCCGACAGUGGCUGAUCAGUGGGAGGAUCGAGGUGGUAUCUGUCAGCGUGGUUUGAGAGUGUGUGCCUAUACACUAGGAGCUCAAGACAACUGGGUGUUCUCCCCUCACAUCAAAUACCCCCCAGGAAGUACUACCCUUGGUGGGGGUCUACCAACAGAGAUCUAUCUCGAUGUCUCCUUCAGAUUCACUCAGUGUAAUGAUGCCUGUGUGAAUAACUUUGCUGAUCUAUACAGAUAUGACACAAACAGCAUUGCCUCAGAGAGUGACCGAACAGACAGAAGCAAUUACCUCUCUACUCCGUUGUUUGGAGAUAUGACAACAUCUCGAUUGGAUCAGACAGGGAGUGGUGGGACUGUUUCAGACACUAGAACUCUUACCAUUACUUCUCCCUUCUCCUCGAGAACCAAUGGAUUCCAUUUUGGCAUCAGAGACUCUGGAAAUUGUGGCCAAAUUAACCGAAUCUUCUUCUACUACACACCUUGUAAGGAACGACAAGAUGGACUGGUCAACUAUCCUGAGCUUGUUCGUGCCCCCAGCGGCUCUCUACCAAACGAGGGCAUGGCUUGCUGUGCUCCCAACUCUCACCCCACCACCUCUCUCACCUUCAGAGCUCUCAGUGCCAUUGAUGGAACUACUGGUGAUGAAAGAUGUGAGCGCAACGUAAGGUGUGACUGUGAUGCUGGGUACAAACUGAUCGUGAAUGCAGAUGGAACACAUCGAUGUGAAGAAUGCCCUUCUGGAACCUAUCGCUCUCUAACUGAUGACCAAGGCACUUGUCUAGAUUGUCCAAUAAACACAGCAAUGGAUGUGGAGGGUGCUCCAAUUUGCAGCUGUCUGGAUGGAUUCUACAGAGAUGAGCAAACUAAUGAAGGACCUGGAGUGACUUGUACACCUCCCCCUGGCCCAGUAAGAAACCUCCUUACAACCACCAUCACUUCCACUAGUGUUAGCCUCUUAUGGACCAGACCUGAGGUCACCGGAAGAGAUGACUUCUACUACUCCAUUGAGUACAGUGAUCCUAACACUGGGUCGUUCAUACUCAGCAAUGGAAACUAUGUCAAUUCUGUACUCACAGUCUCCUACACAGUCCCUAACCUGCGUCCCAACACACCCUACACCAUACGAGUGACCACUCACAAUGGAGUCAGCGACCAAGAUACUGAGAACGAAGCUCUAAGGAGAGUAGACCUUCCAACCAGAACAGGGGAGGGGGUUCCGAGUGUCCCACGAGAUGUCCAGGUAUUCUCAGGAGUUGUUGUGUGGGGACCCCCAGCUGAGCCUAAUGGAGUUAUUACUGUCUACCAGUUAAGGUUUUCUGGAUCCUUAACUCGCACUGUCAACAAGUUGCCAUCUGAGAGCUAUCACGUUGUUACUGACGAUAAUAUCAGAAAUCUUGGCAGUAACAUUCGAGUUUCAGUACGAGCAAGGACAUCUAUUGGCCCUGGACUGUACAGUAGUCUGAUACAGUACACAGGGAGCUCAUGCCCCCCUACAAUGACCCCCCCUACAAUGACCCCCACUACCUGUCCUCCUGAGAUCACGUGCCCCCCUACAAUGGCCCCCACUACCUGUCCUCCUGAGAUCACAUGCCCCCCUACAAUGGCUCCCACUACCUGUCCUCCUGAGAUCACAUGCCCUACAUGCUCCCUUACAAUGGCCCCCACUACCUGUCCUCCUGAGAUCACGUGCCCCCCUACAAUGGCUCCCACUACCUGUCCUCCUGAGAUCACAUGCCCCCCUACAAUGGCCCCCACUACCUGUCCUCCUGAGAUCACAUGCCCUACAUGCCCCCCUAUAAUGACUCCACCCAUGUGCCCUACGACAGAACCGUCACCCCCAACCUGCCCACCACCUACUGAAGUCUCGUGCCCUCCUACAACGCCUCCCCCAACCUGCCCACCACCUACUGAAGUAUCGUGCCCUACAUGCCCUACACUGCCCCCUACACUGCCCCCUACUACCUGUCCACCACCUAUCACCCCACCGUCAUCGAAUUCUACUGGUCCUCCAUUAUGCAGUACCCAAAGUGCCACAGCCAGUGGCUAUGUGGAUGGUACCUACGUUGCCGUGGGGAUUAUAGUAACGUUCCUGAUCACAGCAAUAAUUGUGGCUCUACUAGUGAUUGUCCUGAGCUGGCUAUUCAUCACAUGUCGGAUCAAGUCUGGUUACUAUUCCCUCAACACCAAGAAACAGCACAAGUACUAACUGAUUAACAAACUUACUUUCGUACAACGUCAAUGACUUCUCAUGCACUCAUCUUAUGUAUAUGGUUUUGUACUUGGCAUGUUAUUUUUUCAUUGCUUCUUUUUUGAAUAUGUACACAACAAUUGUGAUUACUAUAGAUAGUGUAAACAAUCUUGCA